ACGCUGAUUGGCGCGGUCACUUCACAGGCCUUGUUUGAUAACAUUGAAGAUUCAACACAGCGAGACGAGACGGAGGUGGGGGUUUUCAUUCAGUUAUUAACGCGUUAUUCUCAAGAAACCACCAGAGGAUUAAAGCAUACUAAUACACCUAAAAGAUCCAAGUCUUCAGUGUUCGUGCUGUCAGGGUGAUGUCAGCAGCCUGUCUCGUGCGCCUGGCCAGGUGCAGUGGUCCUUAUGUGGGUCGCAGUGGUCUCUUACAGACGGCUCUAGUCCCAGUCCCAUUGCAGCAGGACAGCCACCUCCAGUUCACGGUCUUUAAGAGACAGCUUUACAGUCCCUCAGAGCAGAGACACAGCAACACACGGUUUGAUCCAGACAGCAGCGGCCGCCCCACCACCUGGGAUUCAUUCGGCAUCUGGGACAAUCGUAUCGAUGAACCCAUCCUGCUGCCGCCCAGCAUUCGCUACGGAAAACCCAUUCCCAAAGUCAGCCUGUCGAAGGUGGGCUGUGCCUCGCUCAUUGGUCAACGCAAGGAGAAUGAAGACCGCUUCCAGGUCUCCCAGAUGACAGACAACAUCCUGUACUUUGCAGUGUUUGACGGACAUGGUGGACCAGAGGCAGCCGACUUCUGUGAGAAAUACAUGGAGAAAUUCAUCAAAGACCUCGUGGCAGAAGAGUCCAAUCUGGAAUUAGUUUUAACGAAGGCCUUCCUUGAAGUAGACAAAGCUCUUGCAAAGCACUUGCACUUCUCUCCAAAUGGCUUUGAAGCCUCGGAUUUCCCCACUGACAUGACCCGAGCACUUUUGGUUAGAGUGCCGGGGAUGAACGCAGGAACCACCGCCACCGUGGCGCUGCUGAGGGACAGCAUCGAGCUGGUGGUGGGCAGCGUGGGCGACAGCCGGGCCAUGCUGUGUCGUAAAGGCAAGGCCCUGAAACUCACUGUCGACCACACUCCUGAGAGGAAGGACGAGAAGGAGAGGAUUAAGAAGGCCGGGGGUUUUAUCACCUGGAACAGUCUGGGACAACCAAAUGUUAAUGGAAGGUUGGCGAUGACGCGCAGCAUCGGAGACUUUGACUUGAAGAACAUGGGGGUCAUCGCUGAGCCCGAGACCAAGAGAAUAUCAUUGCACCAUGUCCACGACGCCUUCCUGGCUCUGACCACAGACGGUGUUAACUUCAUCAUGAACAGUCAGGAGAUCUGCAACAUCAUCAACCAGUGCAACGACCCCAAAGAGGCAGCUCAGAGAAUAUCAGAACAGGCUCUUCAGUACGGCUCAGAGGACAACAGCACAAUCAUCGUGGUGCCCUUCAGUGCCUGGGGGAAGCACAAGAGUUCAGACACAAGUUUCUCCUUCAGCAGGAGUUUUGUGUCGAGCGGUCGCUGGGCAUAGUCGUCAGGAUGUCAGAAUGAAGCGCUGAGGUCUUUGGACCUCGUUAAUGUGUGCAAUACAAUCGGUGCCCUUCAGGAAAUGUUGAUAAAGAUUUGCCCAAACAUUAAUACCUAAGGAUUACAACAUGUUAUUUAGAGUAGUGUGAUAUUGUCAGCCUCUGUGGGGUCAGAGGUGGCAACUUCAUGAUGUGCACUAAAUUAAAAAUAUCCUCCUUAUACAAGGUUUUAUCUUCUAGAAAGCCAAUGACCUUAAAGGUGCUGAGAGGUGAGAAGAGUCUGAACGGUAGACAGGAAGUUGUUACUUAUCAAACAUGUCUCCUGCUCUAUGUUAGCUGCUCUACGUUAGCUAAGAUUUAAAGACUGUUCCUGUCUGUCGUUCAGAGACAGUUUUAUAUGUUUAUCUGUUCAUGAUGCCCAAGUCUACACCUUUUAUUUGUCAAGGUAAACUGGGAUAAGUUACCUUUUCAAGACAGAAGUGUUUUGGGAUUUUACUAGUUGUUUUAAGUCUGUAGUCUUUAAUUCUGGACCAUUUUUCAGUGUUAACAGUAGGGGAGCGGUGAAAACACACUAAUGGAGUUGCUAGUAAAUCGCACAGUUAAUUUGAAUUCAUAUGUUUAAACUGUAGGAACCUGUAAAACCUCACAGCUCAUGGAGCAACUGAAAUAUUACUAUCAUGAGCAGAAUAAGUCUGUGACCUGGUCUUGAACACUCCAGGUACGUUAGGUCAGUGAGGACACAUUGUGAUCUGUCUGACCAGACCUCUAUAAAAAGCUUAGGCCCUGAUGGUUUCUCUUGCUCUUCUUCUCUCCAUGUCUAAAGAGUUCCAGACAAACACAGGUUCUCCUCUCUCUCUGUUUUCUGUGUUCUUAUAAAUCUGAUCUGAUGCACCACUGAGGAGCACCGACGCCUCUUUGCACAGUUGUGAUGUUUUGGGAGAAAAUGAACAAAACCCUGAGUGUUCAGUGAUGUGGUUCAUUACUGGGCUGUGAAUGGAGUCGCUGUUUGUAUGAAAAGCAUUUCAGUGGCUGACAUGACACUUACCAAAAUAAUCCAGUCAUGUCUCUUUAAGCUUGUGUAAGUGUUAAUAUCUGAUGUGAACAGGUGUUGUUGGGCUGCUGUGAAGUGUUAGGGGUACAGAAAUGUAUAGUUUAUGUUUUGUAAAUAAUUAUAUUUAUGUAUAUCUGUAAAACUGAUAUCUGUUCUCUGUUAUGUUGGUGUUAAAUCUCCGCUAAAUCAGUCGGUUCUCCUGUACUGUUAUUUUAAUCAUUCUCACCACCUGUGUCUCCCAGAAAGAGCAAAGCACAGUUAAUGCAACACUAAGGAACUGUUCAGAGCCAUGUCUGACGAUGUGAAUGUUUUAAAGCCCUCCAUGACGAGAGUACGGUCACAUUCCUGCAGGGCGAAGGGGUAACUCAGCAGUAGGAGUAAAGAAACUAGGAGUAACUCAGCUGUAGGAGUAAAGAAGCUGUAGAAAUCAUGGCUGAUCUAAUGUGAGUACGUUUCCAUUGCUUAAACCAUGAGAUGGACUUUACUGUUUUUGUUCUGUGGUUGUUAAAGCUACACAAACACAACCACUCAUGUUUAUCACCUGUUCUGUCUGUGAGACUCUUCAGAUUUUCCUCAAACAACAUUCAGAAAUGUUCUGUAAAUAGUUUUUUUCCUCUUCAUUCUCAUGUUGAAUGAAACGUUGGUUUAUUAUAAUAAGGACUUUGUCUUUAUACUGAACACGUCCUCCUCAUCUGUUGAAGUUAUCUCAGUAGUCUUUCAGAUAUAAUCACUGUAGCUGUGGAGCUGUAUCUGGGACCUAAAUGUGACUGUUUCAACACUGUUACUGUAUUUUUGAUCUAAAUGGCUUGUUACACUUCAAUUAAAAACUACACAUCAAAA
This is a messenger RNA of Lates calcarifer (barramundi perch), 3277 nucleotides long. RefSeq names its product protein phosphatase, Mg2+/Mn2+ dependent 1Kb (gene ppm1kb). Gene Ontology annotation, molecular function: cation binding; protein serine/threonine phosphatase activity. The transcript is spliced from 8 exons. Lineage: Eukaryota; Metazoa; Chordata; Actinopteri; Centropomidae. The record is from RefSeq and is a predicted model, not a curated record. Gene Ontology annotation, biological process: protein dephosphorylation. Bases 189 to 1391 code for a protein of 400 amino acids.